Molecule: messenger RNA, 1639 nt
Organism: Exophiala mesophila
Lineage: Eukaryota; Fungi; Ascomycota; Eurotiomycetes; Chaetothyriales; Herpotrichiellaceae
Exons: 1
Coding region: 278-655 (125 amino acids)
Source: RefSeq, a predicted model, not a curated record
UAUAUACACAAAAUUAUUCAGCCAUUUUGUGACGGCUAUUGGGCCUCUGCUGGUUAGCAUGUCCGUUUUCCAGCAGCCCGACUCUUCUAUCAACUUCCUAUUGUUGAGAAGCUGAACAACUUCAACAUCCUACAUCAGUCACGAGAGGACAAUACUCCCGCAAAGGAAGCUGAGUGCUCGGUCCGUGACUGGUCCAGUGGUGCGCUCCGUUGCGAUCCUUUUCAGUUCUGGUUGCCUGGCGUUUUCUCAUUUCGGUACAUUACAAAUCUUUGGGAUCAUGCCUGUUGUUCUGGAAAUUACGAUUACGAACGAAACCUCGCAACGCCUUUCGCGCCUCGACCCAGAGUCUAUUACGAAUCAUUCAGUCUCCCCUUCGAGUGAAUCUGGCGGAAACCGUGAAGAAAAAAUUCAACGGAAAGGGUCUGGUCUGGCGCCUACGAGGUCAUGGAUGACCCAUCACAACCGUCUUCGUGGAAGAAGGCUAGAAAUCCUGGCUGAUGUAACCGCAACUCUCUCCAAACGAGAUGGCUCAGGGCCUUACAGAGAGUGUUGCGGAAGUCCUUGUCCACCGUACAAUAUUUGGCACAUUGUCAGCAUCUGUGGUUCGACUACAGCAGGGCAAAGACCGAAGAUGGCUUUGUCCUUUGGCCCUUGAAAUCUGGGCAGCAAUCGGUACUCUGAAGAGAGAUAUUUCAGGCAUGAGGAGUCAAGACGGCAGGACAAAGACCGAAGAUGGCUCUGUCCUCUGGCCCUUGGAAUACCUAUGGGCAGCGAUCAGGAGAAGCGACCGGUGUCUAUCCUCUUAUCAACCACGAUAGAGGACCAAUCGACAAUAUGCAUACACAAACACAAACAUACAUCCCUACGAACUCAUGUCCCAGGGGAGUUUGUUUGUGGUCCGGCUCAACCACAAUGCUGAAUUGAAUGUCAUCGCUUGCUGGCUUGACAUUGACCCAGCUUUAGUUAUGUGGUCCUGGAGGAGAUGGUCAGGCAAUUACGGGUCUGAACGGUUCAGUAAUGUCAAUGCUGCCGUGCUCGAACUUAGCCAAUAACAUGUGAAAAUGGCGGAGACCUACGAGUUCAACGUCGGAUUGUCCAGUAUGAGAAAGGUCAUCCGUGUUGGGUUGUCCAGUCCAGUAUGAGAAAGGUUAUCCGUGUUGGGUUGUCCAGCACAAGCCUAUCGACCUAAACCUGAUGUCCUUGACCCUGGCGAUCGACGACGAAUUCAGUAUUAAAGCAGCAAAACAAUGCCCACUUGUGUUCGUUGACAAGCUCCUCGCUUGGGCGGGCGGAACUCCGAGUCUCUAUCUCGCAAAAGAAAACAGAGUUAUUUGAAAGAUUUGACGAACUUCACGAUGUCAUGAUCCAUGCCGAGUCCUUGAUUCGGAGUAAAUGGUCUGCCAGGUCGGGAAAGGACCGCAGAAAGAUCCUGAACGAGACAAAAAUGUGGCAAGAGGUGCCCGUGAUUGUCUGGUGACCUUUGCAGACAUCUGCAGCAUUGCCUACAAACCAGAAAAGGGCAAAUUCAGUGGGAAAGGUGCCUGGCUAACUGGCGAUGCAGUUAUGGGUUGUAUUGCAGCCAUGCGAGGCCAAGGAGAUGAUGCAUUCUGUGUGAUAUCGCCUUACGCUUGGGAAAGGG